Marasmius oreades (fairy-ring Marasmius) is the source of this 234-nucleotide messenger RNA. RefSeq lists its product as uncharacterized. The transcript has 2 exons. NCBI's taxonomy places the organism in Eukaryota, Fungi, Basidiomycota, Agaricomycetes, Agaricales, Marasmiaceae. Bases 1 to 234 code for a protein of 77 amino acids. The record is from RefSeq and is a predicted model, not a curated record.
AUGUCCGCUUGGAGAAAGAGGAUGAGGACGGAAACAUGCGGGAUCGUUAUGCCUGCCAACAACUCUCAAAACCGGCCGGAGAGGACGAAAAGGCAUUGGAAGAAGCAAAAGACCGAUGGACCAAAGCAUGCCAGCAAAACCUACUUUUUGAAAGAAAGCUGCCAAUUCCCAAGUGCUCGGAAUUUGAGCAAUACUACUAAACAGUCAGCACCCCAAGAGAUUUCUAAACGAUAG